Molecule: messenger RNA, 3574 nt
Organism: Marmota monax (woodchuck)
Lineage: Eukaryota; Metazoa; Chordata; Mammalia; Rodentia; Sciuridae
Gene: Mpzl3
Product: myelin protein zero like 3
Exons: 7
Coding region: 115-924 (269 amino acids)
Cellular component (GO): membrane
Source: RefSeq, a predicted model, not a curated record
AUGGCAUCUCCGGAUGGCCAUUUUAAGUUUUCUCGCUGACGUCACUUCCGGGGUUACCUGAGUCGUUACCGGGAGCCGCAAACAAGGUGUACAAGUAUCUGAAGAGCUGUCGGGAUGCAGCAGAGCGGAGCGGCUGGAGGCCGUGGCUGCGCGCUCUUUUCAGUGCUGGGUAUCCUAUUUUUCCAGGGUGUUCAUAUCGUCCUUUCCUUGGAGAUUAAUGCAGAUGCUCAUGUCCGAGGUUAUGUUGGAGAAAAGAUCAAGUUGAAAUGUACCUUUAAGUCAACUUCGGAAGUCACUGACAAACUGACCAUAGAUUGGACAUACCGCCCUCCCAGCAGCAGUCGCACAGAGUCUAUUUUUCAUUAUCAGUCUUUCCAGUACCCAACCACAGCAGGCACAUUUCGGGAUCGGAUUUCCUGGGUUGGAAAUGUGUACAAAGGGGAUGCAUCUAUAAGCAUAAGCAAUCCUACCCUUAAGGACAAUGGGACAUUCAGCUGUGCUGUGAAGAAUCCCCCAGACGUGCACCAUAAUAUCCCCCUGACAGAGCUAACGGUCACAGAAAGGGGUUUUGGCACCAUGCUGUCCUCUGUGGCCCUUCUUUCCAUUCUUGUCUUCAUUCCCUCAGUGGUGGUGGUGGUUCUGCUGCUGCUGAGAAUGGGGAGGAAGGCUGCGGGGCUGAAGAAGAGGAGCAAGUCUGGCUAUAAGAAGUCAUCUAUUGAAGUUUCAGAUGACACUGACCAGGAGGAGAAAGACGAGUGCAUGGCAAGGCUUUGUGUCCAUUGUGCCGAGUGUCUGGCCACCGGUGACCUUUGUAAAAGUGGCUCCAGUGGAACGGUGGAGUCGAAGCCUGACUCGGGGAGGUCAAGAAAGAUUCCAAAGAGACACUGGAGAAUGUGGGAUUCAGACUAUGAAGAGACAUACUGAUGAAAGUCAGCAGAAUGUAAGAAGAGUCACCUAACAACAGAAAACAUCCAUUCUGCUGCAGCUGUAGCCUUUCCAGAGGAGGGGAGCUGGCCAGGACAGCAGUGACGGAGGAUUCUGGAGGUCUUCAGUAAAGACUAUGAACCAUUUAUUUAUUGAAGAAAUCUUCUUUUUGUAUUUAUAAACUGUUCAGAAACUUUCAUAAGAGACUCAUGACUUCCCCUUUUAAAAAGUUACACUCUAAUUGAAUGAAGAAAUUCUUUCCUUGAAGAGAAAGAUAACUUUUUGGUUUACCUUUGUUCUUGAAUGUAUUAUGUUUUCUUCCAAUUGUUUGAAGGAGAAUCCUAAAUGUGUGCCACACUGCUGAUGCCAAAGUGCUAUUUUUUACUGAAGCAAAGCUUGCAGCUCCUGAUGAUGGGCUACCAGACAAAAGGCUUGUUUGGGAUAGAUGUCCAUUAGCCAUGAACUUUUCCAGCUGUGAGUCUACAACAUACACUACUUGGUUCAAUGAUAUAAUCAUUGGUUGUAUCUGGGUGACUUGGAAUGAGCCCCUAAUUUUUUUAGAGUUGUUUGGAUCAGGAGUCAUUGGUUUGCUUUGACUGGGUUUUUAAACUAUUAAAGUAUUAUCAUUUACACUUAAGGAAAGGACUAGUGAGGUAGAGGAAUUAUUUUUGUUUGUCUUGCUAGGUGCAAUUUGGGCCAAGGAGCUUUGUCAUUCUACUUUCCUAUAGUUGACUAAUUUGUGGUUUCCUUCUUGACUUUUCAGGUCAGAGGCAAGAAAAACUCCUCAAAAGGUUUUAAGUGGGGACUUAUAGAAUAUAUUGAACAGUUAGUUGAAAUUAAAUCUUUUCACUUGUAUUGUCCUUCAAAUUUUUUUGGUCUAAAAUACACCAAUUAUGAGUGAACUAUGGUAUUUGCAAGCUAUUUUGCAUAAUAUUGGAGAGGAGGAAGUAAGGUUAUGCACAACAUCUAUGUCUUCUUUCUCUUCUCUCUAUACCUCAAAACACAUUCCUCCAUUCUACAGCAACCUACUUCACUUUUUGAUUAUCCCUUCUCCCAUCUUUGUUGUUUCAGCAGAGAAUGGUCCCUUUCCAUGGUUCUUCCCUAGGUGGCUCAGGAGGCUUUCCUAUGGUAGUAUUAUAUACUAUAUAUGUUUUUUUAAAAAUCAGUUCUACAUUUUCUGCCAAGAUCUAAUUUCUAAAAUUUGUGCCAUUAAUUCCAUCCCAAUGAUUUGGCCUCGUCUCUUUUGUUAAUUUAGUGCACAGAUUAGAAAAUCUGGUUAUUUGAUAGAUAUUUUUGAAUUGUUUCUGGUCACAUCAGUCUGUUGCAGAGGCCAAGACAGGACUGAUGUUUACAUUUCCAGUGAUUAAAUUUUAUACUUUUUUUUUUCACCAUUUGUUAAUUAUGUGAUUCUCUGUGGUCAAUUUAACGAGACCAUUCUGGUGCCUCAAAAGAGAGGAAAAUUUGAGCAGCUGAUCUUGAAGAUUUAAAAAUAGAGAUGAAAUACUGAGGGGGACUUUUUGUGGGUCUCAUUUCUCUGAGAGAGAGAGAGAAGAGAUCACGUUACAGGAACCCAUUUGAAGCCACAUCCCAUUGAAGGAGGAACCAGAGUUUGGGUUAGGUUUUCUUGCAAAGAUUAGUCUGUCUUGGAUGUUUGCUGCUUUAGGUAAAUGGUGCUCUGUGAAAACUCAGACAUGUUAUUUUGUAGCCUUUAUCAUGAUUUGACCCAGUCCCUCUAUUUUAAAUGACAGAACAGUAGAAUCCUUCAUGGUAAAGGAAUAAGUUGGUACUUUAUUCUGCUUCAUGGGUUUGUGGUCACAUCCCAGUCCAGGCUGCCCUGUUUCCUUCCUGUGUAUUGACACUUGAGUUGCUGCUUUUUACCUCCAAAGGAGCAGAAAAGUGUAUAGACCCGUGCCUUCUUAGAGGAUGGAAGAAAGAUAAAGUGUUUUCUUUUUGUUUGUUUAAUGUACUGUUUUAAUAACUUCUAAGGUCUUAGUCUAUUUAUUUCCUUUUGCUGCUCUGUGGGCACUUGUCACACCAUGUGGUGACUAGCCUUAUCUAGAGAGGGAAUUUCAUUAAAAAGGCAUUAAAAACCUUCAGAUUUUUUCUUUGCUUUCUCAAGCUUUCUUGUGGUUACGUUAUCUUACCAAUUUUAUGCAUUAGGUUUCUUAAUUCUGUUACACAAUGUAAAUUUAUAAAGUGCUUUGUGUUUCCCCUGUUAGCUGUUACUGCAGGUCACUUGGGAAACAUCUUAAUUCUCUUGAAUUGGGUGCUAUUGCUUCAAGAGAGAAGCUUGCACGUGCUUGUUUUUAAAACAACAACAACAACAACAAAAUUCUGGGGACCACAUCCUGAACUUGAAUGUUGCAUAAUGAACUACUCAGCUGUAGUCAUAAAGGAGAACUGUAAGAAUAUCCAUUGGAAUGGAGCAAGACUAUUACUUAAUUACACAACUCAAAACUUUUAGAAGAGGCAGCUGCAUUCCUUUGCCUGCAAAGGAAUGUUGUUGGACUGUUAACUGCUAUACCUCGUUGCCUUUUUUGUUCAUUUGUUUUGUAGGAGGGCAUGCACUGUUAGGCCAUGUGCACACGAUUGUAACUCUUGGUAUCUUUAUUCUAUCACAGUUAAUAAAGUUCUUUGUACCUUCUGGCUA